This is a messenger RNA of Thalassophryne amazonica, 1591 nucleotides long. RefSeq lists its product as uncharacterized. Lineage: Eukaryota; Metazoa; Chordata; Actinopteri; Batrachoidiformes; Batrachoididae. The record is from RefSeq and is a predicted model, not a curated record. The transcript has 7 exons. Gene Ontology annotation, molecular function: hydrolase activity, hydrolyzing N-glycosyl compounds. Bases 153 to 1109 code for a protein of 318 amino acids.
GAAUGGCGGUGCAGAUAAUCUGGAACUUCGGACUCUGAUCGUGGAAUUUUUAGCAGUUUUAUGAGCUGUCCGUCUUUGACUGAAGUCUGCGAGACAAAGAGCACCGCAGGCAGCAGAACUCGUAUUUUUCACAGUUUGCUUCAGGGUCCAGGAUGAGUAAGAAGCUGCUGAUGGAUGUAGACUGUGGAGUGGAUGAUGCUCAGGCCAUCAUGGUGGCACUUGCUGCCCCCAACGUGGAGGUCCUGGGGAUCACCUGCGUGAACGGAAACAGCACCGUGGAGAAUGUGUGCAAGAACACGCUGCGGGUUUUACAAGCCUGCAAUAAACUGGAGAUUCCAGUAUUUAAAGGUGCCGCGAAGCCCAUCCUUGGGAACGGAAUUGAUGGAGGACACUUCCACGGGAAGGACGGGCUGGGAGACGCUCCUGAUCCCAAUGCUCCGAGUCUGGACAUGAUUCAGGAGGAGGACGCCAUAUCAGCUAUGAUCAGGAUUGUCAAUGAGAACCCGGGGGAGGUGUCUCUGGUUGCCACUGCGCCGCUCACCAACCUGGCUCUGGCAGUAAGGUUGGAUCCGUCUCUGCCGAGUAAACUCAGAGGCCUCUACAUCAUGGGAGGAAACACAGAGUCUCGAGGAAACACCACAGUGUGCGGAGAGUUCAACUUUGCGUCCGAUCCAGAGGCGGCGUACAUCGUGCUCAACGACUACCAGUGUCCCACCUACUUGGCCUGUUGGGAGUUUACCUGCUACAGCAAGCUUCCCUGGGAGUUCUGCGACGCCUGGCUGGAUCAGGACACCGAGAAAGCGCGCUUCAUGGCGCAGAUCUUCCAGUACUCCAUGAAGGUGUCACUCAGUGAGUACUUCCAGAAGGUGUUUGUCGCCAGCACAGGAUUCGUUUCCUGCGACUCGUACGCUGUAGCAGCCGCCAUCGACGACUCCUUCAUCAUAGAAAGUGACCACUAUGCGGUUAGCGUGGAGCUGACCGGCACGCACACCAGAGGCAUGAUGGUUGUCGAUACCACAGAGAUCAUGAAGAAGAGCCACAAGGCCGUCAUCAUGAAGAAGGUGGACAUGGAGAAGUUCAAGCAGAUGUUGAUGGCGAGUUUGAAAUGAGAUGACGGCAUUUGCUGUCCUUACCUGUCAUGACUUUUUGUACAUUAGCCAAACCCUGUCCUUUAUCACAUGACGCUAAAACUCUUUAUAGAACUUGCAUGAUGCAGCAAGAAAAACGUUAAUUUUUUAAAGUGUCAAACUGUCGUUCACUACUAUAAUUAAUAUACGAGGGUAGGCUGAAAAGUUCUAAGGCUCACUAUAAUGCAGUUAAUGCAUUACUCCUUCAUGGGGAGCCUUAGAACCUUUCAUCCUACACUCGUAGUAUUACCUCGUUUUUUAAAAAUAAAUCAUCAAUGUGAGAAUCUAUUUUUUUAUAUCUAUUUCAUUAUAUUAAUUUAUUUUUAACUAAUAUUUUGUAUAUCUUUUUUAACAACUCCUGAAAAUAUAAUGCAUUAAUAGUUCUAAACUUUGCAUCUUUUUCUGUACCACUUGUUUUUACCCAGCAUCUUAAAAUCCAAUAAAGAUAUAAGGAUGAAAUUUUG